This is a messenger RNA of Triticum aestivum (bread wheat), 2540 nucleotides long. Its product is annotated as replication factor A protein 1. The transcript is spliced from 15 exons. NCBI's taxonomy places the organism in Eukaryota, Viridiplantae, Streptophyta, Magnoliopsida, Poales, Poaceae. Bases 286 to 2205 code for a protein of 639 amino acids. The record is from RefSeq and is a predicted model, not a curated record.
AGAAGCGUUCUUGACCGGGUUCGUGGUUUCCUUCUGCUCUCCCCUGCCUCUCUGCCUCCUGUCUCGUCCCACUUCCCCCCGCCUGCGCCUCUUCGCCUUGCUCUCGUCCGCCAUCCAGCCGCCAUUGUCGCUCGUUCUCGUUGUUCAUCGGUCAUCAGCGGCUCGCUUGUUGUCUGCUUACCCCGUCGUCGGCUUGUUUCGGCAUGGCUCCUCGCACUGCUGCUGUUGCGUUUGGUUAGGGGAUGCUGCAUCUACUUGUGCGUGUUCUUCUUCCUUCUUUCUGAGAUGUCGGGCCAGAGGAUGAGCCUUCUCUCCCAAAUCAAUGACAGAGAGAUGUUCUGGAAUGCUAAGGUUCUGGUGUCCCGCAUCUGGCACUACCGAGGUGGGACCGAUGAAGGUGCCAUUAUGCAUACUGACAUUGUGGUGCUUGACAAAGAGGGAACCCACAUGUAUGGCCGGAUCCCUACUGAGCCAGCUAUCCGCCUGCAAGAUGUCUUGCGGGAAGGCAGUGUUUAUCUAAUGAAGAGGUUCAUGUGCAAACCAUCAAAGCCCACUUACAGGGCUGUUGACAGCCCAUUUAUGAUGCAGUUCACUCGCUUUACUACUGUUGAUCCUGUGGUGGAUGAUGAAGAAGAUUUCCCAUACUGCACUUACAGCCUUAUGUCCUUCUCGGAUAUCCCAAUACCAGGCCCACACACUCCUCACUUUAUCGAUGUGAUUGGCCGAAUUAUUGUUGUCACACACAUUGUUGUUGUACACUCACAGCAUCAAGCUGGUCCUUCAGAUACCAGGACUCUGGUUCUCCAGGAUCAAAUCGGAAAUGAAAUCAGCCUUGUUCUCUGGGGUGCUCGAGCCCAUGAGUUCGAGGCAGAAGAGGUCCGUGCUGCAAGUGAAUCCACAGCUGUCAUUGCUAUCUUUGUAGGAACACUGCCAAAAGCAUACCGAGGUAUUAAAGGCCUGAGUGGUAGCUCUGCAUGCCGCUGGUACAUUGAUGAGGACCUGCCAGAGAUGAAUGCCUUUUGUGCUAGCCUUGCAGAAGGGCUUCCUGCCGUCACUGCUCACAUCCCAGGAGAACAAGCGAUUGUUCCAGCACCUGUUCGCGAACCUCCCGUUGAACUGAGUGUUCAGGAGCUGCUUGCCCUUGACCCAUUUGACAACUUGAAGAAACAGUUUAUCGUCAAGGUUACUAUCACAGGCUUGGGCUCUGACAACCGCUGGUGGUUCCUCUCAUGCCGGAAAUGCCAUAAAACAGCCUACACCUCCGGAAGGCAGUACCGUUGCUCAGACUAUGGCUGUUCUUCUAUCAUAGCAGAUCCUUCAUACUGCGUGUGCACUUUCGGAAGCGAUGGCGCAAAUGAAGCAGAAUUUAUGUUCUUUGAUAGGGCUGCAAAACAAGUUAUUGGCAAGCCACUCAUGACUUUGAUUCACCGCAAGUACCCAGGUUUUACAAGUGCGCUUGAUCUUGCUCAGAUAGGAGGUUCUGAUGUAGGUUUGCCUGUUGAAAUUUCCCGCCUUGUUACCCAGAAGUAUAGGCUGGUCGUUUCUAUCUCCAACAAGAGUUUUCAGCCUGCAAGCACCCAGCUGUCCUUCCAAGUUGGUAGAAUUGAUGAAACCUUUAAGCCUGACCUUGUACCCUUUGCAUCUACUAGUGCAUCAUCUGCCUCUGGAGCAUCGUCUUCUGCUGAGGGCUCAGACAUGACAGUGCCCAUUCCCACCUCUUUCUCUAUAGGAUCGUCUACACUCGUUGUGCUACCUCUCGAUGAGAUGAACACUCCUAUAUCUGCAUUCAAAGGAAAAGGACAUGCUAUUGUGUCUAAAACACCCAGCCGGUCCCCAUGCCCAAAAAGUGCUCGCCGCAAGCUUUUUAUUGGUCCCCCUAAGUCUAAGGGCACUGACCUACCUGCCUCCGUUAGCAACGUUACUGCCCAGGCUGGAAAGGUUGUCGCAGUUACCCAAACUGAAGAGAUUGCCGCCGCUGGAAAUGUUGUUCAGCCUACACCCAUGCCAACUGUUGGACAGGAGACUGAAACCACAACUGCUGAGGAUCCAAAGAUCAUCAUUCCUGACCCCUCUAAGGCCAAGAGGACAAACAACCCUAGCAAGGGUGUUGGCGUCCCAAAGUUCUUUCAUGGAGUGGUCGUUCCAUGUUGUAAUCUAAAUAUGUACAUACAGGUUUCUUCUAUGUUCUGCUUGCUUAUCAAGUAAAGUCUACGAUGGACAGAUGUCGUGCUGAACAGACCUUCUCAACUGUACUGCAUCACAGCAGCGGUUUGGCCAUCGGGUUUGAAGAUCGUCGACUCAGUGCGCUUUUGGGCAUGCACUGGAUUUACUUUUGUGCGGCUUUAUAAGACAGGGCUUUGACACCUAUAGAAUUGUGUCAAACCACUGUCAUGGCAACUCCUUUAUUUACGUCCUCGAACAAAGCAUCAUGCGUUGUAAAUAUCGCCGUUAGCUCUUCCUGUCUGAACUCCUUGUGACAACUAUCCACUGUAAAUACCGCUGGAUCAUGCUGCUUGCUCUAAGUCCUCUUGUUGUUCUUA